This is a messenger RNA of Aedes albopictus (Asian tiger mosquito), 1999 nucleotides long. RefSeq lists its product as uncharacterized. The coding region runs from base 7 to 1962 and encodes 651 amino acids. Lineage: Eukaryota; Metazoa; Arthropoda; Insecta; Diptera; Culicidae. The record is from RefSeq and is a predicted model, not a curated record. The transcript has 2 exons.
GAAGAAAUGGAAAUGCUGUGCCGUUUCCAAGAAACACGGACGUGCUAUCAGAAGCUCAACGCAUCCCGCAACGGUUUCGUGCCGCGAGCCGAAAUAUGCAGGGAUAAAAACGGAGGCCUCUUGACGGACAGACGUGAGGUGAUCGAAAGGUGGAAGCAGCACUUCGAUCAGCACCAGAACGGCGUGGAGAACGUAGGCACGGGAGCCCACGGCAACCGAGGAAACGACGACGCCAAUGCAGCGGAGGACGGAAAUGAACCAACUCCCAUUCUAAGGGAAGUUCAAGAGGCCAUUCACCAGCUCAAAACCAACAAAGCAGCUGGUAAGGAUGAUAUCGCAGCUGAACUCAUCAAUAUGGGCCCAGAAAAGUUGGCCACCUGUCUGCAUCGGCUGAUAGUCAGGAUCUGGGAAACCGAACAGCUACCGGAGGAGUGGAAGGAAGGUGUAAUCUGCCCCAUUCACAAGAAAGGCGACUAUUUGGAAUGUGAGAACUUCAGGGCGAUCAUAAUUUUGAAUGCUGCCUACAAAGUGCUAUCCCAUAUCAUCUUCCGUCAUCUGUCACCUAAAAUGAAUGAGUUCGUGGGAAGUUAUCAAGCCGGCUUCAUCGACGGCCGGUUGACAAUGGACCAGAUCUUUACCGUACGGCAAAUCCUUCAGAAAUGCCGUGAAUACCAGGUUCCAACGCAUCACCUGCUAAUCGACUUCAAAGCGGCAUACGACAGUAUCGACCGCACAGAGCUAUGGAGAAUCAUGGACGAAAACGGCUUUCCUGGGAAGCUGACUAGACUGAUUAAAGCAACGAUGGACGGUGUGCAAAACUGCGUAAGGGUUUCGGGUCAACUAUCCAGUUCAUUCGAAUCUCGCCGGGAACUGCGAAAAGGUGAUGGACUCUCAUGCCUACUAUUCACCAUCGCUCUGGAAGGUGUGAUGCGACGAGCCGGGCUCAACAGCCGGGGAACGAUUUUCACAAAAUCCGGUCAAUUUGUGUGCUUUGCGGACGACAUGGACAUUAUUGCCAGAACAUUUGGAACGGUGGCAGAGCUGUACACCCGCCUGAAACGCGAAGCAGUAAAGGUCGGACUGGUGAUGAAUGCCUCAAAGACAAAGUACAUGCUGGUAGACGGAACCGAACACGACCGGAUCCGUCUGGGUAGUAAUGUUACGAUAGACGGGGAUACUUUUGAGGUGGUGGAGGAAAUCGUCUACCUCGGAUCCUUACUGACGGCUGACAACAACGUGAGCCGUGAAAUUCGGAGGCGCAUCAUCAGUGGAAGUCGGACCUACUACGGGCUCCAGAAGGAUCUGCGGUCGAAAAAGAUUCACCCACGCACCAAAUGCACCAUGUACAAAACGCUAAUAAGACCGGUGGUGGAGGAAUUCGUCUACCUUGGAUCCUUACUGACGGCUGACAACAACGUGAGCUGUGAAAUUCGGAGGCGCAUCAUCAGCGGAAGUCGGGCCUACUACGGGCUCCAGAAGAAACUGCGGUCGAAAAAGAUUCACCCACGCACCAAAUGCACCAUGUACAAAACGCUAAUAAGACCGGUGAUCCUAUACGGGCACGAGACAUGGACCAUGCUCGAGGAGGACCUACAAGCACUCGGAGUUUUCGAGCGACGCGUGCUAAGAACGAUCUUCGGCGGUGUGCAGGAGAACGGUGUGUGGCGAAGAAGAAUGAACCACGAGCUCGCUGCACUUUACGGCGAACCCAGCAUCCAGAAGGUGGCCAAAGCCGGAAGGAUACGAUGGGCAGGGCAUGUUGCAAGAAUGCCGGACAACAACCCUGCAAAGCUGGUGUUUGCAACGGAUCCGGUUGGCACAAGAAGGCGUGGAGCGCAGAGAGCACGAUGGGCGGACCAGGUGGAGCGUGACUUGGCGAGCAUUGGGCGUGACCGAGGAUGGAGAGCGGCAGCCACAAACCGAGUAUUGUGGCGUACUAUUGUUGAUUAUGUCUUGUCUUAAUGAUGUGGAACAAAUAAAUGUAUGUAUGUAUGUAUGU